AUGUCCGCUUGUUGGAACAUUGGCUCCGGAACCACCAGGCAAGAGGCGCAAGAGCUCAAGCUGCUGCGACAGCAGAUGGCGGCCUCCAAGGCCCCACCCCGCGACGAGCGAAGAGACCUCGUGCAAAGCUUGAGCCUCAGCCACAGCUGCCAAAGCCCUGGCGCUGAGCUGAGCUGUGAGGAGCUGCAGAGGCGCCUGCAGGCGGUGCAGGCGACAAGGGACGCGGCGCUGCAGAGUGCUGAGCAAGAGCGCGCCAAUUUGGAGCUGUUCAAGCAGCAGCUGGUUCCACGUGCGGAACGCUGGCAGGGGCGUGAGGAGCCAACGACUGAGAAUCACGUCGAGGGCUCACCCACGCAAGAGAGGCUGCGGGAGGCCGAGAGCGCUUGCGUGGCGCUGGAGCGCCGUGCUGAGCUGGCGGAGGCCACGAGCAGAGCCUUAGAAGAGAAGCUGCACCAGGUGGCGGAGGAGGUUCUGGAGAAGGGCUUCUGCUCCAUAUCUGCACCACUGGAGCAGCCCGAGCUGGUGCUGGAGAAUGCUCGUGGGAUCUCCAGCUUUGCACUUCCGCACCUGGAGCUGGAAGAAGGGCUUCUGGGCCGGCGUUCGCGCAGCAAAUGCGCCUUCCUAGGAGAGGCCCAGGAGCCUUUGGCCAGCUGUCUGGCGCGCAUGGAGGCGCUUGGCGAUGCGCUGGGGGCCGCCCUAGGCGAGCCGCUGGGCUUCCGUGCCCUGCCGGGGCUGCAGCAGCGGCUGCUGCGGGAGCCCCUGGCGCGCUCGGAGCGGCGCACGCUGAGCCCGGGGCCCUUGACGGAGGAGGAGGUGGACCGAGGCCUCGUGGAGCAGUAUUUGGGCUUUCUGCAGUCCCGGCGCCUAUCUGUGCUCUAUGUGCUCUCCUCCAGUGGCACUUUGGAGCUGUUCCCCCAGGGCAGCAAGUCAGCCACCGUGGUGCCACUGCGCAAGGAGACGCUGGUGGUGUUCCGCCAGGACCUCUUCUCCUACUCGCUGGUCCAAGGGGCGAAUGACGCCGCGCUGCAGGGCUGGGUGGUGGCGCUGAGGGAGGAGGUGGCCGUGCAGGGCCUGGAAGGUGACUUCGAGGGGAUGGAGGACGUGUUUGGCCGGCCUGAAGUCCAGGGCCUGGCCAUUCCCAUUGGAGACCAGGUGAACAUCAUGACCUUUGCCCCAAUGAUCCCCGGGCGCGUGAGCCAUAUCGCGAACCAUUGGAACAUGCACAUGGGCAACACGGACUGCUACUUGGAGAUGCCCAUUCUGCGGUGGGACAUCGAUAUUUAUUACACCUCUGAUCCUGAGAGAAGCUUAGUGCCCAAGUCCUAUACCAAGCACGCUGGCAUGUUUCCGGACGACGAGAUCCUGGGCUUCGAUAACACAUUCUUUGGCAUUUCCGACAAGGAAGCCAUGUGCUGGCCUCCGUGCCUGCGGCUCUGCCUCGAGAAGAACUACGAGGCGCUGCAGAUGCGCGGCUACGAUCGGAAGACGCUGAAGGGGAAGCGCAUCGGGAUCUACAACGCGGACAUCGGCAUCGAGUUCGAUCCCUGGACCGCCUUCCAGGAUGAUCCGGACCUGUGGGCCACAGCCCGGCCGGUGAACCAGCCCUCAGCGGGCACCUUGGGCUACUUUCUGGGCGUCAACGGGCCCAUGCUGUGCAUCGACACGGCCUGCUCGUCCUCACUGGUGUCCAGCAACUUGCUCUUCAACACUAUGCGGAAGAAGAAGGACCCGGAGAUGAAGGAGGCGGUAUCCUCGUCGAUGAUCAACUGCCUGUCGCCCUUCAGCUUUGUCGGCUUGUCGGCCGCGGGGAUGUUGGGCCGCAUGGGCCGCAGCAUGUCCUUCGACAACUCGGCCAAUGGCUACGCCCGAGGGGAGGCGGUGUGUGCCGCGGUCUUCAAGAGCGCCGAGGGCCCGGCAGAUGCGGAGGAUCGGCUGGCCAGCUUCGUCACCGGCUUCGUGAACCAGGAUGGGCGCAGCGCCUCCCUAACCGCGCCGAACGGGCCCUCCCAGCAGCUCUGCAUCCGGUCCUCCCAUCGACUCGGGGGCCUUCUGCCCAGCGAGGUCUGGUGCACUGAGAACCAUGGCACCGGCACGGCUUUGGGGGACCCCAUUGAGGUGGGGUCUGUGCGCUCCGUCUUCUGGAAGAACCGGCAGGUCCCGGUCGUGGUGACUACUGGGAAGAGCCACCAGGGCCACUCGGAGGCGAGCGCCGGGCUCUGCGGCAUAAUCAAGACAAUCAACACCAUCCUGAACUCAACGGCGCCGCCUCAAUGCCACCUGAAGUUCCUCAACUCCCACAUUGACGAUGAUGUUGGCUUCCCGGGCCACUUCCCAGUGGAGGUUUGCCCACUGAAUGUGCAGGAGAAGGGCGCCAUCGGCGGGCUGAACUCUUUUGGCUUCGGCGGCACCAACUCCCGCGGGGAAGUCUGGGCCAUGUCCAAAGAGGUCCAGAAAGGCCGCACCAAGCGCGCGCUGGAGCGCGCCACGGCGCGCCAGAGCGCGCUCUCGGUGACUGUGUCCUGUAGCGCCUGCCAGCGCCCCAUGUGCUUUCUCUGUGGCAUGGCGAUGACCUCCUCGGAUGUUCAUAGAUGCUCUGAUAUCCGCGAGGAGGUGUCAUCCUAUGACACUUGCAGCCUUUGCUACACGGGAAGCUUCCACUUCCAGGGCAUCGAGUGA
Messenger RNA from Effrenium voratum, 2676 nucleotides. Lineage: Eukaryota; Dinophyceae; Suessiales; Symbiodiniaceae. The record is from the annotation of a GenBank genome assembly.